Messenger RNA from Trichoplax adhaerens, 855 nucleotides. RefSeq lists its product as uncharacterized. The record is from RefSeq and is a predicted model, not a curated record. NCBI's taxonomy places the organism in Eukaryota, Metazoa, Placozoa, Uniplacotomia, Trichoplacea, Trichoplacidae. Bases 1 to 855 code for a protein of 284 amino acids. The transcript has a single exon.
AUGGGUUGUGGAGCUUCCAAAAGUACAGAGACCGCUGAUGGUACUCAACCAAAGAAGGAAAAGAAACCUAAAAAGAAAAGCGAACCAUUAGAUAGUAUUGAAAUGAAAGAAUCUAAAAUUCCAGAAAUUGAUAGUUUCUUCGAGAAAGUAGCUGAACCAUUUAAAACCAUGAUUGAUAUGCGUAAAGCUCUACAAGAUGCCGUUGAAGGAUUGACUAAAUUAGCCAAAACAGCUGAAAGUCCGAAAGAAGCCUUAAGAAACUGCUUGAAAGAUUUAAAAGAAGGUUUAGGUGAUAUAGGUUUCAAGUUAGAAUUUUCCACCGAAGGUGUACGCUUUGCAGGCAUCGAUGAGGAAACAUUACCGGGUGAAAUUAAAGAAAUCUACGAUGCAUUUAUGAAUUUAUUCAAUGGUAUUAAAACUAUUGUAACAAGUUGUCCUAAACUAGUCAAUGAUUUUAAAGAAUUGGUUAGUGAAGCUAAAGCACUGAAAGACAAUAUCGUUAGUGCAGCUAAAAAUGCUGGCUUAAAUCCGAUGGGUAUCGCUAAAGCGGGUAAAGCUGUAGCGGUCAACAUCAAGACUACCUGUAAAGCUCCGCUGGUAUGUAAAGAUCUCCUUGUCCAAGGUAAAAAUACGAUUAAAGAUUUGAAAGAUCUUGCUAAAGCACUCAUGGGUCAAGAUGUUCCUGACGAUGGUCCUGAUGAGGCUGAAGAUGAUGGAGAUGAAAAAGGAGAUGCCGAAAAAGGAGAUGCCGAAAAAGGAGAGGCCGAAAAUGGAGAGGACAAAAAAGCUGAGACUGAAAAUGGAGGGACCGAAAAUGGCGAGGCAGAAAAGGGAGAAGCCACCGCGGAAUCUUAA